AUGGUGCUGAUACAGAUUCUCCCCGGCAUCUUGACAGCUUUAUGUAUCGUUGCCUACCUUCACAAAGCCCUCGGCAUAAAGAAACACGAUGCUGAGCCACCCUUUAUCCCGACCUCAGUACCAUAUUUCGGCCAUCUCCUCGGGUUACUGAGCCAGCAGAUAGCAUAUUAUGCCAAAUUAAGCGCGAAAUAUGGGUAUAAGAUCUACAGCCUCGCCAUGCCAGGUGGACGAAUAUACAUAGUCAAUUCGCCUAGUAUCAUCUCAGAAAUCCAAAAACACCCGACAGUGCUGUCGUUCUGGUUCAUCGAAGCGUCACUUACGAAGAAUCUCGGUGGCAUCAGCAACCAUGCAAACGAGAUCCUUCUAGAGAACGCACGAGGAGACAAAGGACAGCAUAGUCUAGUGGUAGAUGGCAUGAAAGCUACACACAAAGCUAUGUCUGGCCAGAGCCUCGAUCGCAUGACCCUUGCUGCCAUCCAGCGGGCUAAAAAAGAGCUCGAUCGGCUAAGCGACAGGCCGACGGAGCUGGACCUGUGGGAUUGGGUGCAGCGCCUGUUUUCGUUGGCAGUCUCCAACAGCGUCUACGGACCGGACAAUCCGUAUGAGGAUAGAAAACUAGAGCGUGGUCUCUCGGAGUUUGCGGACCAUACGGUCACCUUCUUAACCGGCUUGCCCCCCUGGCUAUUCAUCCCGAAGGCUUAUGCAGCACGCGAGAGCAUCGUUGCUAGUUUCGAGAACUAUUUUGCCGUAAAAAGCGAUGAGAAGGGCUCUGAACUUGUCCAGGCUAGGGCCAGGGUUCUAAGGGAAUAUGGCAUCCCUGAGGCGGACAUUGCACGAUUCGAAGCUGUCAACGGCUUCGGGAUCUUGUUGAAUCUCCUGCCCACUGCAUUUUGGACGGCAUAUCACAUCUUUUCAGACCCCAAACUCCUUGACGAUGUGCGAAAGGAAGCGGAGAUGUAUCUGCCUCCGGAUAACGGUUCGCUACCGUAUGGAACGGAUCACGUAGCCCAGUUGGACAGGAUGACCAUCCUGACUUCCACAUUAAAAGAGUCUUUACGCUUCCAUGCUUCCGGGGCCGCAGCUCGCAUGGUAAUGCAGGACCAUUUGCUGUCGAAUCAAUGGUUACUCAAGAAAGAUUCAUACAUCUUCAUCCCCAACCGAUCGGCGCACUUUGACCAGGAGGCUUGGGGAGACAACGCAGACGAAUUCAAUGCGUACAGGUUUGACCGACAGAGGGGUGAGAAGAUACACGCGGCAGCCUUCCGGGGAUUCGGAGGGGGGGCAAACCUUUGCCCCGGUCGGGUGUUUUCCACCCGGCUUAUCGUGGCGGUUGUGGCCUCAUUGGUGCUGAGGUUCGAUGUGAAGCCGCUGUCGGCCAGUGGAAAAUGGGAAGAUCCUGGGCAUGAUGAAAGCAGCAUGGCAAUUGUCCUGGCGCGCCCAAAGAGGAGAACGAGGGUUGAGAUCGUAUCAAGGGGUAGCUAG
Microsporum canis CBS 113480 is the source of this 1482-nucleotide messenger RNA. RefSeq lists its product as hypothetical. NCBI's taxonomy places the organism in Eukaryota, Fungi, Ascomycota, Eurotiomycetes, Onygenales, Arthrodermataceae. Gene Ontology annotation, molecular function: heme binding; oxidoreductase activity, acting on paired donors, with incorporation or reduction of molecular oxygen; iron ion binding. The transcript has 3 exons. The record is from RefSeq and is a predicted model, not a curated record. Bases 1 to 1482 code for a protein of 493 amino acids.